AUGAAACAGAUCAUUUUGCCUAUUCGACCUGCCUACUUAAGCAGAGGCUUCUCCUCUAUAGAUACACCAAUGGCUCCUGUUGACACUAUUGUUCUCGUGGUGACUACCACCCAGACAGUUGCUCCCACUAUUUCUCUGGACACCACAACAACUCAAUAUGUGUACCGUACGGUGGUAGCUUCUCAAAGUGGAACUUCAGCAUCGGCUCAAACCGCCAUCGCCUUAACAACCACAUCUACAUCUACAUCAAAAUACAUAUCUGCUGCUUCUGGUACCAAGUCUGCCUCUUUUUCUGCUACCUCUCCUGUUUCCAAGUCCAUGGCUGCGAUGCUGAUGGCCUCCGUUUCCUCUACUCCAACACUUCCUGUCAAUGUCAGCACAUUCUCAGAGUCUAGAACUUCUAGCAGCAAACUCGGCAUGGCCAUAGGCAUUCCUAUGGCUGUUCUAUCCUUGUGCAUCGUUGCUGCUGUUGCAUGGUCUUUCUAUCAUAAGAAAGCAGCCCAAUCAGGUAGCUUCAUGACAAGUAAUCGUAAAGAGCCUGAACUUGUUGCUACUAUACCCCAGAGUUGGUCCGAUACUCCACAGCUUCAAAUCCCAGAACGCAAAUCCGGACUUUUGAAUAGGUUGAGUAGGAAGAUCAAUUUUUCCGAAUGGCCCGGUUCACCUAGAGAAUUCAAAUCUCCGUUGUUCUUGAGAAGGUUCCACUUGCUGAACGAAAAAAAUCGGGCAUCCGAGCCUGAAAAGGUGUUGCCAACUCUUCCAAACUUAUCACUUAAUAAGGUUGAUCCUCUAGUUGAAGUUCCACAAAUGAGUCUUGUUGGAAAGAAAUUCAUUGCUGUCAAACCAUAUGCUAGACGACUAGGUGAUGAGCUUUCCCUCUGUGCUGGAGAGGAGGUUACUGUAGAGAAAGUUCAUGGUGAUGGAUGGGUUUCUGUAAAAGUUGGUACCAGUCUGGGUUUAGUGCCCAUGAUUUGCCUAAAGAAAGUUUAA
Sungouiella intermedia is the source of this 990-nucleotide messenger RNA. NCBI's taxonomy places the organism in Eukaryota, Fungi, Ascomycota, Pichiomycetes, Serinales, Metschnikowiaceae. The record is from the annotation of a GenBank genome assembly.